CGCGUUACCCCUCGUUACCUCAGACGCGCCAAGCAGUCUUUUGACUUCUGCGGAAAAUAAAGGAACAAAUGCAAUACAAGCUUGCUGCAGUUGGAUUUUCUGACAUAACUAGCAACAUUUUAAAGUUUUAUGUUUAGAGAAUUUACUGGAACAUUUGAGAAAAUUAUGUCAGAAAGAGAAAAGCGUGAAAAAAGCGUCUCUGAACUGGAUGAAAACCUAAAAAGGAUAGGAAUCGUCUCACAUCAAGAAGCGGAGCUGGAGCCUUUUCCAUCAUCUCUGCUCAGAUACUUUGAGAUCUCGAGGAGUAGAGCUGCAGCCUGUGAGAAACUGCUUCUGGAAGACCUCAAUGAUGAGACGGUGGGGAGCCAUACUGGCUUUUUAUCAGAGAGCAGCAAAAAUGAGGUGGAGCCAGAGAUGAGCUGGGGGGAGGAGAUGGAGACGGGUGGGCGAAGGCAGCAGCGAGAGGACUUCCAAAGAGAACUGAGGAAGAUCAUGGAGGCAGAGAAGAUGCAUCAGAUGGAGCUUGAGCUGUCGCUGAAAAGAGCUCAUGGUGUGUUUGAAGAGGAGCUGCCGCUUCAGCAGGAUCACUUUAGUAAGCUACAAAAACGAGUGGAGGAUGAAAGGCGGAUGAUUGAGGAGCAGCUAAAGAGCAGCAAGGAGGAAGAUGAGGAGAAGAAAAACAAUGAGGAGAAAAAACAACAAGAGGAGGUAAGCAAAGGGAAAAAACCAGAGGAAGCAUGUAGGAAACCUGUGGAAAUACAACUUCAAGAGGAAGGGAGGAAGAAAAAGAUGAAUGAAAAGUGGAGAGAAGAUGAAGAUGUGAUGAAGAAAACAAGUGAAAAUGAAAAAAACUGGACGGAGGAUGAUGUCAAGAGGAAAGAAGAGAAUAGAAAGCAACACCAACACAGGAGAGAACAGACAGAAGAAAGACUGAGGGGAAGAAUAACAAACAAGAAGAGAGCUGAAAAAGGAUCUCAAAAGGAGGAUGAAGAGAAACCGCUGGAGGUGGUCAGUGAGGUCAAUAGUAAGGGUGAGGAAAGAAAAAUGGAAUCAAAAUUCGGUCUUCAAGGUCUUAAAGAUGAACCGAGAACUGUAGAAGAGGAGGAAGGGGAAACAAGGGGUUCUGCUGAGGAGAGAGAGAAGCCAGGGAGGAGGAUGAGGCCUGCAAAGGAAAUGGAAGAGAAUUCUGAAGAGGAGGAGACAGACCGGAAGAUGCUGGAUAAAAGUGUGGAAAGAAAGAGGGAGAAAACUGUAGAAACAAAGGAGAAAAACAAACUUUGUGAAAGCGAAGACAAACGAGAGGAUGAGGAUUGGAGACCAGAGGAAGAGAAUCACAAAAUAAAGCAGAUGAACAAGGAAACAAAGAGGAUCCUCCAGGAAAACACGGAUGUGGAUAACCAAGACGGGCCGAAAAGGUGUGAAGAGAGAUGGACAGAUGAUGAUGAGUGCAUGUUGAAAGGAAAGAAACCUCAAGAAAAAUCUAAAAAUGUUAAUGGACACGAGAAUGGAAAGGUGGAUGGAGAAAUGCUUCAAAAGAGGAAAAAAAGGGUGAUCAUGAUGAAUGGAGGCAGAGAUGGAAAAGAAGAUACCAAGAACAAAGUGAUGAUGAUAUCCAUGACUGAGCUACAGCCAGAAAAGGAGCAAAAUCAAAGCCUGGACCCAGCUUGUUCUUCCAUGACAGGUCUUAUUAGACCUAAAACUCCACAGAACUGCUUUCUAACAAAAGACACGUCUGAAGAAUCCACCUCAGAGGCAGGAACCUGCGCAGGAGAAGCCAGCGCCCCCUGCUGCUCUGUGCUUGCAGGCCUUCCAGAGCGCGCACAGCAGAAGAGGCUGUCCUGGAGGAAGAACUGCAUCUCCUGGUCCACCCUGUCCCUCCAGAACAGGAGCAGACCAAAAGGUUCUGUCCAGACUCAGAGAAGGCCAAUGAAGAAGGCUGACAGACUGCCCCCCCUCUGCACAGACGCUCUGCUUCAGGCUGCAGGUCAGAGACCCCUGCAGGAGGUAACCACGGUAACACUGGAGAAGCUGCCCAGCUGCAGUCUGUCCAGUCUGGCCCAGUGUCCCCAGCUGCGGUCCCUCACUCUCAGACGCUGUGGCCUCAGGGCUCUAGAGGGCCUCAAGCCGCUGCAGGAGCUGUGCUACGUGGAUCUGAGGGAGAAUGACAUCUCCCAUGUGGACUGCGAGAAUAUGACCAGCUUACGAGUUCUGCGACUGGGCCACAACAAACUGACGUCCAUCCACGGCUUGAGCGGGGUGGAGAAUUUGGACGUUCUUGACCUCUCGUACAACUCCAUCACCCGUGUCGCUGGUCUGGAGUCCCUGAGGAGGCUGCAAAGGCUUUUGUUGGACCACAACCGCCUGAUCAACAGCCGAGGACUGAAGGAUGUGUACACACUUCUCCACCUGAGCUGUGCCCACAACCACCUGCAGACUGUGGAGGGUCUGGGGAGCAGCGCUCUGCUCCACACGCUGGACCUGACAGCCAACAGCCUCACUGAGCCCCCCCGUCUCGACAACCAGGUCCUUCUGAGGGAGCUGCAUCUGGACGACAACUGCAUCUCUUCCCUUCAAGGCCUCGCCGACUGCUGGCUGCCUCUUUUGCAAAACCUUUCAGCGAGCCAAAACCAAAUUACCCAGCUGCCAUCCAUGACUGAUUUUAUAUCUCUGGAAAAUCUGGAUCUGCGUUUCAACUGUCUUUCAGAGGUAAUGAAUGUUUGUGAGAACCUGCAAGGAUGCCCUUCCCUUGGACAAGUCUGGCUUUCAGGGAAUCCUGUGCUGCAGGAGCGUGGGUGGAGCGGUGCUUCACUUCACCUGGAGGCCGUGAAAAGUCUGUGCCAGCACCACACUUUGGCUCUGAAGCUGGCUGAAGAGCAGAGAUUGUUCCAUGAAUCUGCUAAUGCCAAUGCAACAUCUGAAAAAUAUAGUCCCAAACCAGCACAAUGUGAAAAGACACUUUACACAGACGGUACAACUACAGCGAAGUGUUUGUGUUGCCCAGAAGAAAAGUCCAGUCACAAGACUAUCAGCCAAAACAGGGAUGUGAUUGAAGGUAGCAGCAGCUCUGAGGAAAAUGCAGAGCAAGGAAAAAGACACAACUCGUCCAAAUGGGUUACCUGUGGAAUCAUCUACACUUCAGAGAAAGCCUCUGUUCCCAACCAUUACAACUCAGACCUUAAGCGCUCAGCAGCAGUUGUGAUCCAACAGAGGUGGAGGAAAUACAGGCAACAAUGUGGAAACACUCAUUCCACCGACGACAAUGAGGAAGAAUUGGAGCAUGUGUUGAACAACAACAGGAAAACCAUUGCAGCAACGGUUAUCCAGGCGUUUUGGAGAGGCUUCACUUUGAGGAGGAAGCUUGCAUCUGCUCUUGCUGCGGUUGAGUAUCCUGAUGAAGAGGAUGACACCUUCGAGGAGUUGGAGGAAUUUGUGUUUGAUGAGCCAAACCUGGACGAAUACUGGACAGAUUUUGAGGAUUCAUCGCCUAGAUACUGUCCUGUUCCAGAGCCAAAGCCACCCUCUUACAGUCAUUCCUCAUACAUGUCAUCGUGUACAAUGAGCCCAAUGCAGGCCUGGACAGCCGGAGAACAUGGGUCCUCAGCUUCUUCCACUUGUCAAAAAAAUUCACCAGAGACUUCUAGCAGGAGCAAGACUCCACCUUCAACCUUUGUCUGCUCUGGUUUGUCAGAAAACUCUGAAAGGAUUCUGAAGGAAUGGGGCUUUAAUAACAGAAAAACAGCUCUUUUAAUGCUGAAAAGAGCCCAAAGGAUGAAGUCUACUAAAGGAGAAGAAAAGAAAAGGAAAAAUCCAUCUGUUGGUCUGAAAAUAUUCAGAAACCAGCUUGGCCCAGUUGAAGCACAAAGCAGUACUGCUGGACUCAGCCAAUGUACUUUAAAAGUCAGCACCUCAAAGCUGGGCCUUCAGCAGCGAAAGAGGACCGAACUGAGAAGACCCAUGCAUACACAGAGUCAUCAUUUCUUACCUGAGAUGAACUCAUCCGUCCUGAGCGGAGGCAGGGUACAGCUGACGGCUGACCUGGCACAUGCAGAGCCCUGUAACAGAAGUGCAUUGUGGGCCAGCAGGAGUUCAUCUGAGCUCCACAGCAAAGCCAACACACAUCUUCAUAAAAGCUUCUGCGAUCAUUCAAGCAAAGACGUUCCGUCGGCUAAGCGAUCCACAUCUGCUCCUCCCAAAAACGAACGCAUCUCCUUCAGAGACAGUCCUGGACAUUGGAGCGGUGGCUGGGGAGGGGGCAGGAAGAGGGGCAGGCUGACCCAGUGAAGCGCAGCAACCGCACUUUCAACAGCAGCUUUUGUUUUUACUUCAUAAACGACUUUCACGUAAAACAGCAUGUUUCAAAUGUGAAAAAGUUUCACUUGUAAUUCUAUGUGUGGACUGUCUCUCCUGCUGCUGAAUCCUCCGCCUCAAAACUAAAGAGAACCAGAUCCAGUCACACAAGCCCAAAUAUCUUCAGGCGCUUCCAUCGUUUCUAUUCUACUCAAGUGUCACUCUAUGAAUUCCAUUGCUGCGAAGAAAGCCUCCAAACCUGCAAAACAAACGGACUUAUUCUAAUGGCAGGAAAUGAGAACCGGCACUUUUACAACCUGUGGCUUCUUUUUUAUUUGCUAUUCUUUAUGAACAAACAUCUCUGAGUCCUGUUUCAGAUGUAAACUUUCACCAUAAAACCUACUUUCUGGA
This is a messenger RNA of Oryzias melastigma (Indian medaka), 4698 nucleotides long. RefSeq names its product leucine-rich repeats and IQ motif containing 1 (gene lrriq1). The record is from RefSeq and is a predicted model, not a curated record. Gene Ontology annotation, molecular function: protein binding. NCBI's taxonomy places the organism in Eukaryota, Metazoa, Chordata, Actinopteri, Beloniformes, Adrianichthyidae.